GGGUGCUGCUGGAGCAGGUACUGAGCGUGCGCGGCACCGUGCGGGAUCCCUGGGGAAGAUGCAAGGGCCUCCUGGUACUUUUGAAGAAUUCUUACAGUCUCAGAAAUUGGAUGAUUGGCCAAGAUUUCCCUUUCUAGAUGAAGAUCGUCCUUUGGUGGACAAAUUAAGAAAUGACUAUUCACUUGAUGCUAUUUCUAAGUUUCUGUGUGACAGUGCUCCACUACAAAUCAGCCUUGUCUCAGAUUUGGAGAAGAGAAUAGAUGGGUGCACAGCUGAACUGAAGAAACAUGCUGAAAAAAUAUUUUCUUUUCAACAAAGGCUAACAGAGGAAGAUGACCAUCGUGUUUCACUACAGCAAACCAAUGAUACUCAAUUUACUGAUUCAGAAGAAAUUUCAAUUCAAACAGGCAAGAUGGGGAAAACAAAGAUUGAUAAAUAUAUCACUGAGGAAUCAAGCAGAAAAAAUGUCAAGAAUUAUAGAUACCCAGGUUUCAAGUUAAAACAGCUUACAGAACUACCAAGACAUUUGGAAGCAGCAAAACUUUGGGACUUGGUUAUAAAAGCUCACAAUUUCAAAGGAGAAGUUUUUAAAGUUUGGAGAAAGUUGUUUCUCUCAGAAGCAUCCAUUGCUGUUUUACAGGAUUGUUUUUGGUGGUGGUUUCUUCAAAAGUUUAAGCCUAAUCAAGAAGAUCAAGAUUACUUGUUUGACAGAAUUGCAGACAGCUUUGUAUCACUUUUCCUAUGUGUCCCCAGUGAUACUAAAGAUGCUUUUUUUCAGGUGUAUCCUGAUUGUUUGUCACAAGUCAUCUAUGUUGCUUUCUGUGAAGCAUUUCCAGAAUCCAAUAAAUCUUUUGAUGAUGCAUUUAAAGAUGGACUAGUGGAUUUAAUUUUUCAAUGGGUAUCAGGUCUAAAGCCACAGAAAUUUGCUUGGAAGAAAUGGAAUCUAGAAUGCCUGAAGAAGCCCACAGUAAACAGUAACAAGAAGGAUACAAUUACCAAGGCACCAGUUAAGGAGUCUGGCAAAUCCAAAGCAGUCAUUGACGCUUGUGACCAGAUAGGGUCCAGACCUCUUUUACCUGAAGCACGUGAGCAACACCCAACCUCCCACUCAUCAGUGAGAUUUCAAGUGGGUCUUGAUUUCGAAGAUCUAACUGAAGAUACAAAAAAGAUGUACAUUUCAUCAGCUGAAGAAAUAAAGGAUGACAGUAAAUGUAAAAUGGAUAUGCCAAAAGAGUCCAAAACCAUAAAAGAGUCCUGUUAUAUUGGCUCAGGUCCCGACUUCCAGCAUGUACUCUUCAGAAUUGGUGGUCGAAGUCCUCUGGUCUCAUAUUAUCUUAAGCUGCAUGAAAUCACUGAUGGUGUCUCAAGCUCUUUGACUUACAAGAUGAAUCGUACUGAAAUUUGCAAGCUACCGCCAGUCGCUCCAACUUAUCAAGAAGUUAUUAAAGAGACACGGAGGCUCAGAAGGGAAUUCCGGGAGGAUUAUACUGUAUUUCAGAAUAAGUGUAAACAAGACAUCUCAGAAAUAGAAAAGCAGAGAAAAGAAAUUAACCAGAAGUUCAGAAGACUAACAGAGAGCACCUCCAAGAAUCCCUCUGAACUAAGGCUGAGCGCAGAUAUGUUAAUGCAUGAACUGGAAUUCGCAACAUGGGACAAGAAACCACCCAGUAGUGGAAGAAGUACGUUCACGUCAUCUGAUCCUGACCCCAGAGCAGGCCUCCUCGGAUUCCUUUCUUCCUCUUAUUUCUCCCAACAUCUCCUCGCCUACCUGCCACCACCAUGAAUUGCUGGCACCUCUCCUCCUCCUGCCCCCAGAGACUGAGCAUGUCAUUCUCAGGAAACGACUAAACUCCACCACCAAUCUGUGCUGCCACAGACCUCAUCCGUGCUAUCACCCAACAUAAUCAACAUAACCAGACGAUUUGCACCUGGCUGACCUUCUUCAGAACAGGUCUGGCAUGAUGCAGAACUAUAUUCCAAGACCACAUGUGAGUUUAUGUGCACAUCCAGCCAAAGGUACAUAGUGUAACUUGUUUUUUCUUAACAGAAUUGUACAGUAUUACUUAGCAUACAGCAAGCCUGUUCUUAGUGUUCAGGUUUCCAAUUUCUACUAACUAAUAAACUUCAGACUUUCUGAUUGCUUUAUGGAUCAUUGCAGAUACUCACUUCCUCUGUUAUGGAAUGUGAAUCCACUUAUUACAAUGACUAGGCAACGGGCACAAGUAUACACAAUAUCUUUUCUCUUCCUGAUGUUUGAAUUUAAGAUUCUAGAUUCUACCAGACAUUUACAUCAGACUGAACUUUAUUGCUCCAUGUGGUACCUUCAAACGCCAUGACUACUGCAGAAGUGUUUUGACACAUGAACAAAAGUCGACUAAAUUCACUUACACUGCGUUUGUUUUUGAGGAACAAUAUUUUUUUAAAAAUUGAGGCCUAAAUUCUGGAUAUGGACUGUAAAUGGGUUCAUUUCAAAACACAGUGGGGAGAGUGGGAUGGAAGAGUAUAAGGGUCAGAGGGUGUGGUCCACAUGCUUUAGAACAUAUAUGCUCAAUCCUGGCUUGCAGAGAUUACAUCUGGUCCAGGGAUGGCCAUGUGUGAGACUUGAGCUGGCCAAAAUACAGCCUUACAAUAAUCCUCUUUCUGCAGCUUUAAUGUAUGCCUGUUUCCUUGCCAAACUUUAAGCCUGCCAAAAUUUGGCCAAAGAUGUUUCUUCAAUUGUGCAAUAUUUUAAGUUUAUAUCCAACAGUUUUUUGUAAAAACAAUUGCAUUGUUUCUUUAAAGUUUAUGGAUGUUAACAAUAUUUAAAGUUGUAUUUUAAAAUUAAUACUCUUGG
Molecule: messenger RNA, 2833 nt
Organism: Gopherus flavomarginatus (Mexican gopher tortoise)
Lineage: Eukaryota; Metazoa; Chordata; Testudines; Testudinidae
Gene: FAM227B
Product: family with sequence similarity 227 member B
Exons: 19
Coding region: 59-1783 (574 amino acids)
Source: RefSeq, a predicted model, not a curated record